Molecule: messenger RNA, 1085 nt
Organism: Glossina fuscipes
Lineage: Eukaryota; Metazoa; Arthropoda; Insecta; Diptera; Glossinidae
Gene: Ski6
Product: exosome complex component RRP41
Exons: 1
Coding region: 317-1066 (249 amino acids)
Biological process (GO): rRNA catabolic process; U4 snRNA 3'-end processing; nuclear mRNA surveillance
Cellular component (GO): nucleolus; nuclear exosome (RNase complex); cytoplasmic exosome (RNase complex)
Source: RefSeq, a predicted model, not a curated record
AAUAUCUAUGUAUCGCAUUAUAAAUAAGGCGAAAUUAGAUAAACAUGUAAACUAUGGCAUUCAGGGUGAUCCGUUUGUUCAUUUUUUUUGUUUUAAUUAUGAAGUUGUCCAGCUCACAAUUCUAAAUGUGUUUAAUAUACGUCAGCGAGUAACAAAUUUAGUGUUGUAAUUUAUCGCACCAACAUAAUAAUGUGUAUAAGUGUGUCAAAAAGCCACUAUUUUUAUGUUAUUGCUGUAAAAGUAGUACAAUGUGUAUUUUGUUGCUAUGACAUUAUUUCACUAAACAUACUCUCCUUUUGAGCACAACGACGCUAAAAUGUCUAAUUUGGAAUUAUUGAGCGACCAAGGCUUACGACUGGACGGUAGACGGCCGAACGAAUUGCGUCAUAUUAAAUGUAAAUUGGGCGUAUUUGAACAACCCGAUGGUAGUGCCUAUUUGGAGCAAGGUAACACUAAGGUGUUGGCUGCUGUUUAUGGCCCUCAUCAAGCUCAAAGUAAGAGAGUGGACUUUAACGAGGUUGUAAUUAAUUGCCAGUAUAGUAUGGCUACAUUUUCAACUGCUGAACGUAAAAAACGUCCCAGAGGUGAUCGUAAAUCACAGGAGAUUACCCUUUAUUUGAGGCAAUCAUUGAAAGCAGCUAUAAGAACAGAGCUAUAUCCUCGAUCCCAAAUAGAUGUUUACGUUGAAGUUCUGCAAGCGGACGGCGCUAAUUAUGCCGUGGCUUUAAAUGCUGCCACUCUAGCCUUGGUUGACGCCGGGAUUUGCUUAAAGGAAUAUGUUGUAGCCUGCACUGCAUCAUUAAGCAAAAACAAUGUUCCCUUAAUGGAUGUAUCACAUUUCGAAGAAGUUUCCGGUGGACCAACUUUAACCGUUGCCUCACUACCUCUCUCUAAUAAAAUAGCUUUUAUGGAAAUGUCCCAACGGUUUCAUUUGGAACAUCUGCCUAAGGUGUUGGAACAUGCUUUGAAUGGUUGUCGUAAAAUAAAAGCUGUUAUGGAGAAGACUGUACGUAAACAUUUAAUGCAAAUGGGUUCAGUAGGGGAUUGGAGUAAUAUUGCUAAAUAAAUAUACAUGCGGACCGCAG